This is a messenger RNA of Erpetoichthys calabaricus (reedfish), 1243 nucleotides long. RefSeq names its product calmodulin-like. Gene Ontology annotation, molecular function: enzyme regulator activity; calcium ion binding. The transcript is spliced from 3 exons. NCBI's taxonomy places the organism in Eukaryota, Metazoa, Chordata, Cladistia, Polypteriformes, Polypteridae. The coding region runs from base 249 to 1154 and encodes 301 amino acids. The record is from RefSeq and is a predicted model, not a curated record.
UUUAAAAUCGAGAAUUAAAGGUGAAGUGUGGACUGGCUAGCUAUAGAUAAUGAUAAGUAUAUUUGUAAUGCUUGGAAUGGUGCAGCCCAGUCUCAUGAGAAAGGUAUGUGAUGAAACAGGCCCCGCCUAUUAUGGGAGGGGCAUAGAGCAGAGGGUGAUUUAUAAAUAGACCCAGCAUACCACAGAGUUAUUGUGCUGCUGCUUGCCUUCUCCUUCAUUCAUAUCUCUCUUGGCAUCAGACCGAUGAUAUGGCUGACCAGCUCACUCAAGAACAAAUUGCAGAAUUCAAGGAGGCCUUCUCCGUGUUUGACAAAGAUGGCGACGGUACCAUCACCACACAAGAGCUAGCCACUGUCAUGAAAUCCUUGGGGCAAACCCUAACGGACAAAGAGUUACAGGAAAUGAUCAACGAAGUGGAUUCAGAUGGGGACGGGACAAUUGACUUCAAUGAGUUCUUGACCAUGAUGGCUAAGAAAAUGAAGGACACGGACACAGAAGAAGAAAUCCGUGAGGCCUUUAAAGUAUUUGACAAAGACGGCGAUGGGUCCAUCAGUGCAACCGAACUGAGGCAGGUCAUGAAGAACCUGGGGGAGAAAUUAACAGACGAAGAAAUUGAUGCAAUGAUAAGAGAGGCCGACGCGGAUGGAGAUGGACAAGUGAACUAUGAAGAAUUUUGUUGGCCUUCUGAACUACUACUGUUAAACAUGGCUGACCAGCUGAGCCCUGAACAGAUUGCUGAAUUCAAGGAGGCCUUCUCACUGUUUGACAAAGAUGGUGAUGGUACCAUUACAACUCAAGAACUGGGCACUGUCAUGAGAUCCUUGGGACAGGCCCCUACUGACAAAGAGUUACAGGAAAUGAUCAACGAAAUGGAUUCAGAUGGGAACGGAAUAAUUGACUUCAAUGAGUUCUUGACCAUGAUGGCUAAGAAAAUGAAGGAUACAGAUACAGAAGCGGAAAUUCGUGAGGCCUUCAAAGUAUUUGACAAGGAUGGUGAUGGGUCCAUCAGUGCUGCUGAACUGCGGCAGGUCAUGAAAAACCUGGGGGAGAAAUUAACAGAUGAGGAAAUCGAUGUAAUGAUCAGAGAGGCCGAUGUUGAUGGAGACGGACAAGUCAAUUACGAGGAAUUUCUACGGAUGAUGACUGCUAAGUAGUCAGUGCUAAAAAGUGUGACAAUAAAUGGAUUUUCUAAAGCUAAAUGUUGUUGUGGCAGGUGUAAAAUAAUGCAUAUUGCACAUAAAAU